Messenger RNA from Salmo salar (Atlantic salmon), 1635 nucleotides. NCBI's taxonomy places the organism in Eukaryota, Metazoa, Chordata, Actinopteri, Salmoniformes, Salmonidae. The record is from RefSeq and is a predicted model, not a curated record.
ACUAGGCACCACACUGUAUAUGGGUGAUUAGGUGAAGGGAAAGGGGAUACCUAGUCAUUUGCACAAUCGAAUGCAUCUUCCACACUUAACCAAACCCUUCUGAAUGAGAGAGGUGCAGGGGGCUACCUUAAUCAGCGUCAUCAGCACCCGGAGAGAAUCGCAGAUUUUUCCAACUUCCCGGCUGGGGGAUUCAUACCAGCAACCUUUCUAUUACUGUCCGAACACUCUUAAAUCGCUAGGCUACCUGUGUGGGUGUGUGUGUGUGUGUGUGUGUGUGUGUGUGUGUGUACUGAGCUAAGGGGUUUGUGGUUUUAGGGGUACGUGCCUGUUCUCAGCAAGAGAGGAGGGACUGUGAACAUAACCACAAGUGUACUGGUAUAACAAGGCACCCUGAAAGUUGAACACUUGAAUGCUGAUUCUGUAUCUUAAAAGACAAUUAAUCUCCAUUACAAGUUGCUAUUGGACCAAUGUAUUUUGACAUCAUGGCAAGACAGAAGAUCCAAACCUUUGCUGUGAUGUAUUUCUUCCAGGCUUGGACUUUGGGUGUGGACUCCAAGAUGGUUCAUCUCCGUCAGCCUGGUCUCCAUUCCCCCAUACCCUUAGACAUGGUCCCUAACUCUGUUGACGACAUGUACCAACGCUGCACUGAAAGAAUGUACAAGAAGGUGCAGGGGGAAUAUCUCCCGAAUGAAAACAGCAAUGUAAGGAUCUUCAAAGAAGCCUGGAUGAAGGCAGAAGGAUGUGCAAAUAAUGUGGAGAAACGAUUCAAAGAAGACAAUUCUCAGUAUAAUUCUAAAGAACUUACACAUGAUCAUAUCAAGGCUAUCUGUGCUUACACAGCAGAGUUAUCUGAGAUAUACCCAGUGUUCAACCAAGCAGUCAGAACCAAAAGAACAGAGUACACAACCUCCUUCCACUUCCACUCCCUUCAUUUCCUGCUGACUGAUGCCCUCCGCCUCCUGAAACGGAACCAAAAGACCUGUCACACCACAUAUCGAAGAACCAACAUGGAGUUUGUCAGUAAAGUUAACAAAGUAAUCAGAUUUGGCCUCUUUGCCUCGAGCUCUUUCAUAAAGAACUUGACACAUUUUGGAGAGGAGUCCUGCUUCGAGAUUAAGACAUGUUUUGGCGCUGACCUGAAGUCCUACCCAGAGAUGGGGAAUUAUGAAAAGGAGGUGUUGAUUCCACCGUAUGAAGUGUUCAAAGUUACUGCCGUGCUAAAGAAAGAAAAUGAUAGAAACCUUUGGUGCAAUGUUGUGUACAAACUAAAGAGUAUCAACACACUGAGUAACCUGAAUUGCACAAUUUUUAAGAAGCCAACUAUUAAUUAAGAAAAUGAUUAUUGAUCUUGAGUCAUUGUCCCUAAACAGAAUUGAAAUCAAACAGUCAGGCUGCUUAUCCUUCUUAUAGUAAAUGAAGUCAAACAAUGUGUUUUCAGUGUCUAAAGCUUUUAUUGUAAUAAGGUAAUUGGUUCAUUGGUGGAUGUUACAUAAAAACCUAAUCCUGACUACCAGAAAUAGUGAUUAUUAAGAUGUUUGUAUUAGCCUGUGUUUCAAACUCCAUAGGAGACUUUAAAUCACUCUUAUGCCUUCUGCAGCUUGUUUCAACAUGAAUAAAGAAAAUCAUUGAGCUUGA